This is a messenger RNA of Hordeum vulgare subsp. vulgare (domesticated barley), 3770 nucleotides long. RefSeq names its product methionine S-methyltransferase-like. Gene Ontology annotation, biological process: biosynthetic process. The record is from RefSeq and is a predicted model, not a curated record. Gene Ontology annotation, molecular function: methyltransferase activity; pyridoxal phosphate binding. Bases 16 to 3309 code for a protein of 1097 amino acids. NCBI's taxonomy places the organism in Eukaryota, Viridiplantae, Streptophyta, Magnoliopsida, Poales, Poaceae. The transcript has 12 exons.
GACCUUGAGACGGCAAUGGCGGCGCCGGCGAACCCUGUCGAGGACAUGGACGUGGAGGUGGCGGCCUUCCUGGCGUCCUGCGCAGCCUCCGCGUACGGCGCCGCCGAGGCCCUGCUCGACCGCCUCGACGCCCCCGCCUCCCGCGCCGCCGCACGGCGCCUCCUCGGACCCGUGCGCCGCCGCCUCGCGGAUCCAGCCGCCGGACAGGACUGCCUCCGGCGCGCCUUCAACUUCCGCAUCAUCCCCGACGACCCGCACCUACAACAACAAGGAUUUCAGCAAAUAACAACGAUCGAGAUGCCUGGCAUUUUUGUUCCUUGCUCCGAAGCGUUCUACGAGGGCCUCGGACGGCAACCAGAUUCCAUUUUCAGGGACAAGACAGUAGCAGAGCUGGGAUGUGGCAAUGGAUGGAUGUCCAUUGCGCUUGCAAACAGGUGGUCUCCUUUCAAGGUCUAUGGUCUGGAUAUAAACCCAAAAGCUAUCAAGAUUGCACGGAUAAACCUAUAUUUGAAUGCACUAGACGAUGAUGGUCUACUAAUCUACGACGGGGAAGGGAAAACUUUGCUUGAUAGAAUUGAAUUCCAUGAGUCGGGUCUUCUUUCUUGCUGUAGAGACAGCAAGAUAGAGCUCGAUUGCAUUGUUGGAUGCAUACCACAGGUUUUUGACCCAAAUCCAGAGGUGAUGCCAAAGAUUAAAAUUAAUAAUUCCAGUGAGGAGUUCUUGUACUCUCUCUGCAACUACUGUGCCUUCCAGGGUUUUGUUGAGGACCAAUUUGGCCUUGGGUUGAUUGCUCGUGCAGUUGAAGAAGGGAUAGCUCUCAUAAAACCUAUGGGUAUCAUGAUAUUCAGCAUUGGAGGCCGACCGGGUCAAGUUCUAUGUGAACGCCUAUUUUUACGCCGUGGAUUUCGCAUUGAUAAUCUCUGGCAAUCAAAACUUAUGCAGGCUGCCGACACAGAUCUUUCAGAUUUAGUCGAAAUCGAGAAAAAUAGCCCACAUCGAUUUGAAUUCUUUGUGGAUCUUGAUGGGGAUCAACCUGUCUCUGCACGCACAGCAUGUGCAUACAUGAAAUCUGGUGGCCGUAUUUCGCAUGCUUUGUCUAUGUAUAGCUGUCAUCUUCGCCAGCCCGACCAGGUGAAGAAAAUAUUUGACUUUCUUCAAGAUGGAUUCCCUGAAGUUAGCAGCUCCCUGGAUUUGUCCUUUGAUGACAAUGCUGUUGCUGAUGAAAAAAUUUCCUUCCUAGCAUACCUAGCUAGCUUUUUGAAAGAGAACAAGUCCAAUCCUUGUGAGCCUCCAGCUGGAUGUUUAAACUUCCGCAAUCUUGUUACUGGAUUUAUGAAGGCCUACCACCACAUCACGUUAACUCCUGAUAAUGUUGUUGUAUUCCCUUCUCGUGCUGUGGCAAUAGAAAAUGCUCUUCAAUUGUUCUCGCCGGCGCUUGCAAUUGUUGAUGAACAUCUGACCAGACACUUGCCCAAGCAAUGGUUAACAUCUUCAACAAUUGAGGCAAGAGCAGAUUGUACCGAAGCUGAAAACACAGUGACUGUAAUUGAAUCACCGCGCAAAUGGGACUUGCUGAUUGAGUUUAUCAGGAAACUGAAGCCUCAAGUUGUUGUGACUGGCAUGGCUCAGUCCGACGCUAUCAGCACUGCUGCUUUUGUGAACUUGCUAGACGUAACGAAAGACGUUGGUUCAUGGUUAUUCCUGGAUAUUUCAGAACAUCUGGAGUUGUCUUGUCUGCCAAGCUCUAACAGUGUGUUGCGAUAUCUUGCUGGAAACGCCCUACCUUCGCAUGCGGCUAUAUUGUGCGGUUUAGUAAAGAAUCAGGUUUAUUCUGAUCUGGAAGUUGCUUUCACCAUUUCUGAACAGGCGGCUUUCUGCGAGGCAUUGUCACAAACUGUUGAGCUAUUAGAAGGGCACACUUCUGUGAUCAGCCAGCAGUAUUAUGGCUGUCUUUUCCAUCAGCUGUUAGCAUUUCAAAUUUCCGAGCCACAUGCACAGCAAGAGAGACAACCUGCAUUAGUGCUGCCUCAGAGGAUGAUGGGACUCUCUAAUUCUGCCAUAUCUGCCAUAAAAGAAGCUGAAUUUUUCCUUCCCGAUUCUAAGGAAUCUUGUGUCAUUCAUAUGGAUUUAGAUCGCAGCUUCUUGUUAAUACCUUCUGCAGUGAAGGCCUCCAUUUUUGAAAGCUUUGUUAGGCAGAACAUCAUGGAUUCUGAAACUGAUGUUCGAUCCGGCAUUCAGAGGCUGUUGAAACGUAACUAUAAUUACCCGGUAGAAUCUGAUUCUGAAAUUAUAUACGGUAAUACCAGUCUGGCACUCUUCAACAAGCUUGUUCGUCGCUGCGUGCAAGAACGAGGCACCUUCGUUUUCCCCUUGGGCACCAAUGGUCAUUAUGUGUCGGCAGCAAAGUUUCUGAACGCAAACAUUUUUACUAUUCCAACAAAAUCAAGUUCAGGCUUUAAGAUCGAACCGAGUGCUCUUCAAGACACGCUUAAUAACAAGGAAUUGUUUUCGUUUUCCACGGCUUGGGUGUAUAUUUCUGGCCCCACAGUCAACCCUUCUGGUUUCCUGUACAGUGCCAAGGAGAUAGAAGAGCUGCUAACUAUCUGUGCUAGAAAUGCAGCUAGGGUAGUGAUAGAUACCUCCUUCUCCGGUCUGGAGUUCCAAACCGAUGACUGGCCCUUCCCUGGUAUACAGUUCCCAUUCGAUCGCUGGCCUUGUUGGGAUUUAGAAGGAUGUCUUGACGCUAUGGCUGGCCAUGUUGCCCCUGUUUAUCUGCUCGGAGAGCUGUCGCUUGAGCUGACCAUGGCUGGGCUUAAAUUUGGCUUUCUCAUCUCGAAAGACCGGUCCUUGGAAUAUAGUUUCCCAAUCUUGAGUCAGCCACAUAGCACAUUGAAGUACACUUUCAGAAAACUGUUGGGUCUCAAGUACGAGUGGGAUGACCAUUUCUCGAAUCUCAUUGCAGAGCAAAAGGAGACAUUGAAGGCUCGUGCCAACCAUUUGAUGAAGACACUCGAGAACUGUGGCUGGGAUGUUGUUGGCUGUCAUGGUGGUAUCUCGAUGCUAGCCAAACCAACCGCCUACAUUGGCAAAUUAUUCAGGGUCAACGGUUUUGAAGGCGCACUCAAUGGUUGCAACAUCAGGGAAGCACUUCUUAGGUCCACUGGAUUGUGUAUAAGCAGCAGCACAUGGACCGGGAUAACGGACUACUGCCGGUUCAGCUUUGCCCUCGAGAGUGGUGAAUUCGAGCGGGCAAUGGAUUGCAUAACUCAGUUCAAGGAGCUGGUUCUGGGAGGCUCGGAUGAAUGGUAACAGUUGCUUUCGUCGUUGCGGAAAGAAGUAACAAGGAUAAUACCUACAAUUGCGAGGGCGGCUCCAACAGAAAAUGUGUGUAACUUUCAAAAAAUAUAUGCAAAUCUUGAAAAUUACAAAAAAAACCUUCAAAAAAAAAUAUGUCGACCAAGAAAUAAGGACUUCUCCCCUUGUUCCUAAGCCCAGUUAUACCUUUCAACAAAACUUGCACGAUGUAAUUUGGGCUUCGAUGCUUCUGUUGGACACAGACAGUACUAGAGCAGCGGCGAAGCUGAAGGCAGAUGGAAGAACAUUGAGGAACUGAAGGACAUGUUGUAUGUGUUCCAGGAGGUCUCCCUCAGGGCUGUUGAACGUGUCGUUGUGCAGUCAACAUUAGAAUUACUUGAAGGAAAUUAUGUGCUGGCUUCUAUUAGAAACUGCUUGGGAAUGACACUAAGCUAAGGUGGUUUACACUGGUAAAA